GCGGAAACCCACUUUGUUUCCCACAAGGAUAUUGGCCAUGGGACCGCGUGUGGGGCAGUGGUCGGGGUGGGUGUAUAAGCAAGGCAGCCGCGUGAAGACGUGGAAGAAGCGGUAUAUGGUGCUCCAGGGUCGCCACAUCACGUACUACGACAAGUCGGUGCUGGAACCGAACCCGAUCGAGAAGGGUGCGCUUGUCCUCGUCGACGUGACGCAGAACUUUGCGAUUGCGAAUGGACUGUUUCUCCAUGACAACAAGGGCAAACAGAUGAAAAUCUACACGGACACGACUGCCGAGUUCCAAGACUGCUUCAUCUCCAUGCAGCGCGCGUGCCGAGGAGACGCCCCGCCGUCGGCUGUCGCACAGCAACAACAACAGGCGUCGUAUGCGACGUCUUCCCAACGGUACUCGUCAUCUCAAUCGCUGUCGUCCGACGUACCGUCGUACCGUCCGUCGAGCGGUAAUCCUGAACCUGUGACACUCGCACGCCCAUCGCGCGCUGCGUCGGAGCGUCUUCCGUCACAUGUGGCUGUCGAUUCGCGGUUCGGGACUCCGGAGCGUGCAUUGUCAGAACGUGUGGAACGCAUGCAUGUGUCACCCGACUCAGGUGCUUGCCCUCGUGCCACGGGUACACCGAGCGGUCCCAAGCUCCUCGGGUCGGGGUACCUUCGCACUUCGUCUUCCGAAUCGAACGACGGCGCGCCGCUUGUCCAGCGCAACAGCUCUGGCGCGCUCGGUCGAAAGGAAGUCCUUCGUGGGUGGCUGCACAAGGAAGGCCAGCACGUGCGCAAUUGGAAACGCCGGUACUUUGUGCUGACCGGCGACCACUUGGCGUAUUACGGCAAGCAGGGCGAGGCCGCCAAGGGCGAAGGCCGCGUGCUCGAGGUCGCCGUAAACCCUCAAAAGGCAUUCGGGCUCCUCAUCCGUCUCGAUUCGGACCGUAUCCUCCGCGUCGCCGCCGAGAGCGAAGACGACAUGGAGCGGUGGCAGUCAGGGCUGCGCGCGGCGCUCAAGAACCAGGAAUACUUGGAGCGUCGCAUCAGCAGCAGCAUUCGGUACGCGGGGUAUUUGCACAAGAAGGGGUCGAACAUCAAGACGUGGCACCGCCGAUGGUUCAUGCUGACUGGGCUGAACCAGCUCGGGUACUGCGACAAAGAAGGCGAAACACCCAAAGGAUAUGGCAAAGUCAUCGACGUGUGCGUCAACCACAAACGCGCCCACUGCCUGUACGUCCAUCUUGACUCGGGUCGGCGCCUGUCGGUUGCGGCCGACUCGCAAAACGACAUCGACGGUUGGUACCAAGUCCUGUCGAAGGUCGCUGCUGCCGUGGCGCAGAACCAGCAGCAACAGCGAUCGUCGGCACCCGACGCGACGAACGAAUCGCUCGGCAAACACACGUCGCACAGCGGAUGGCUGCAAAAGGAGGGCAAGUCUAUCAAGAGCUGGAAGCGACGGUACUUUACCCUGCACGACCGCAUGCUGGUCUACCACAAGGACAUGGAAGGUGGGAAUGCCGUUGGGCAGGGCAUCGUGAGCGCCGUCACGGAAGGCAUGUCGCGACCAUUUUCGAUUGAUGUGCACUUUGAAACGGGCCGUGUGCUGCGUGUUGCCGCCAACUCGGAGCGGGAUCGCGCCGCAUGGAUGGCCGCGCUCAAUCGUGGCAUACAAGCCCGACGCGUCGAGUCCACUGGGGUCCACGAAGGCGUGUCCCUCGGUAGCAGCAGCAGUGCCUCGACCGAGUUUGGGUCCACGGCCACCAUCGGCCCCAUGGAAGGGUGGCUCGAGUGGGAGGGCGCUCGUACGUUCUUUACCUUGACAAGCGGCCGCGACUUCAAGUGGUUUGCGAACCCGAACGGUCUCGUGCUGGGCAAGGGGACGCUCAAGGACAUGCGAGUCGAAAACUUUCGCGAUUUCAUCAUGCACAUUGUAUUCACGAACGCGACACCGAUUCGAGUCAAGGCCGAGUCGAGCGAAGAGCUGAAUGCAUGGCGCCACGCGAUUACGAUGGCGAUGAAGGGCCAGCUUGUGGCGACAGCCGCCCCUUUGCCCACCACGGACAGCUCGACGCAUGCUGCGGCGGCUGGACCGUUGGUCAAACAGGAGGGCUGGAUGCUCAAGGAAGGCAGCAAGAUGAAGAACUGGAAACGGCGGUACUUUAUCCUGAAAGGCACGGAGCUCAUGUACUACAAGAACGAAAUGCUCGGGACUGUUCUUGGCCAAGCCAAUUUUGUCCAUGUCAAGCCCAACCCGGAGAAGCAGUGGAGCCUCAUCGUGAUUCUCGAGACCGGUCGGCUCCUUGUCGUCGCGCUCAACUCGGAGCACGAGGAAGCGAUGUGGCUCAAGGCGUUCCAAACCGCGUUACUACAAGCCAGCCACCACGGAGAAUACAGCAGCCAGGACGCCCCCCAGGCGACUCUGGCCGCGCCCGCGCAAACACCCGCCCCUGUGCAACAAGGGCACACGGCGCCACCCCCCGCUCCACUUGCCGCUCCUUCGCGCCGAAGCGCGGCGGAACACGACGAGUACGACGACGCCGACGACGAUAUCUACAACACCCAGCUGAGCUCGGCGGACAGUCUUGUGUUCGAGGACUUUGACAACGACGACGACGACGAUGAACUCGACAGUGACAUGGACAACGGAUCCAUCUCGUCGGACGACGAAGUGUACGGACGGCGCGAGGACCGCUCGUCUCCCACGCGACCGACACCCGCGGCGGCACCGGCGAAACCCAACUACGAUUCGGACGGUCUCAGCUCUCUCUCGAGCAUGUCCGACUUUGAAGAUUAAAAGAGACGCCGUGUGCUGGAAAUCUCCUUUCGAAUAGAUAUACAAGUUCAUGUCGAUGUUUGCUCGAGCUCGCGCUCCUGAUAUAUCUAGCCAAAUUGCUGCAGCAACGAUGCUGCUGCA
This is a messenger RNA of Aphanomyces invadans, 2908 nucleotides long. RefSeq lists its product as hypothetical. The record is from RefSeq and is a predicted model, not a curated record. Bases 38 to 2788 code for a protein of 916 amino acids. NCBI's taxonomy places the organism in Eukaryota, Oomycota, Saprolegniomycetes, Saprolegniales, Verrucalvaceae. The transcript has a single exon.